AUGCCUAAUAAAAAGAAGAAAAACUCACCUCAACGGUUAUGGGAAUAUAUUUCAUCUAUCUUCGUUACAUUUGUUGAGAGAGUUUUUUUCUCUCUUGGAGUAAUUGUUGCGAGACAUCCAUGGAGAGUCAUCAUAGCAACAUGGGUAUUUGUGGUACUGAGUUGUGGUGGAUUAUUUACAUUUCACAUAGAAAAGAAUCCUAUGAAAUUAUGGGUACCACCUGAUUCGGAUUUUUUUUAUGAUACAAAUUGGUACAUAAAUAAUUUUGGAACAAAUUUUAGACUUCAGAAAUUGUUAAUAACAGCAGAUAAUGUUUUAGAUCCAAAUAUUUUACAAUUCGUUCACAAUAUUACAAGUCAUGUUAACUCAUUGGAGACUAAUUUUCAAAAUAAAACUUAUUCUGUAAGUGAUUUAUGUUUCAAAGUUCCUGUUGUUAAUUUUCUUAGUACUAAUUGGAAAUCAAGAUCUGAAGAUUCAAUAAAUGCUAAUAGCAAUAAAUCUUUACAGAAUGAAGACUUGUCUGAUUUUUCUCUUUUGAUUGAUGAUGAUUUUUAUUGCAAUUUAAUUGAAAGUUUUCCAUUAACAUGUUUACAAUAUAACAUAUUAGAUAUUUGGAAAAGUAAUAUUACCUUGAUUGAAAAUGUUACAAAGAAAGAAAUAAUAAGAGGAGUUAAUCAAGAGAAAGUAAACCCCAGAACUGGUCAUCCAACAGACUUUACUAAGUUCUUAGGAGGGUUAGAGCAUGAUGAAAAUGGAGAUAUUGUAUUAGCAAAAUCUCUUUUAUUAACUUGGUAUAUGGAAGUAAACAUGACACAAGUUGAUCUUAAUGAAGUUGGUAAUUUAGUUGGUACUGAAGAAUGGGUUUCCAUCCCAUUAGCUCUCUGGGAAAAAGAAUACUUAAAAUAUGCCGAGUCUUUAUCUCAUAAUAAUGCAAAUGUAAACAUUUUCUAUGAAGCAGGAAGAAGUUUUGCAGAUACAUCAGGAGAAUCAAUGUUUCAAGAAUUAGAUAAAUUAUUUAUAGGUAUAAUUUUGAUGUUGUUUUAUGUUCUUGUUGCAGUUUCACAUUUUAAUUGGUUAGAGAUAAGAUUAACAUUAGGAAGUAUUGGUUUGUUGAAUGUUGGAUUAGCCUAUAUAAGUGCAGUAAGUUGGUGUUCUUUAUUUGGAAUACCUUUUGGACCUGUACAUUCAUCUCUGCCUUUUCUUUUAAUGGGGUUAGGUGUAGAUGAUAUGUUUGUAAUGAAUGCUUGUUGGAAGAUUGUCAUAGCUUCAGAUAACCAUAAAAGUAUCCCCAUCAAGGUUGGCCACAUGUUAAGACAUGCUGGAGUAUCAAUAGUAAUAACAUCAUUUACUGAUAUUGUAGCAUUGUUAAUAGGUGCUAUCACAAUUUUGCCUUCGCUAAAGUCAUUUUGUAUAUAUGCAGCGGCUGGAGUCUUCUUUAUUUUUUGUUAUUCUGUCACAUUUUACGUAGCAGUUUUUACUUUAGACCUUAAACGAAUACAUGAAAAUAGAAAUGGUAUAUUGUUUUGUUAUAAACAUAAGAAAGAAAUUCAAGUAUCAGUUGAGAAAACUUAUUUCCAAAAGAUAUUUGCAAUAAUAUAUAAAAAGGUUAUCUUCACAAAAUGUGGAAAAGCUAUUAUAUUGUUAUUCACUGUGGUUAUGACUAGUUUUAGUAUAGCAGCAGUAUUCAAAUUGGAACAAAGAUUUGAUCCAAGAUGGUUUGUUCCGGAUGGUUCAUACUAUAAAGAUUUUAUAAAUGUCCAUGAUGAAUAUUACCCUGACACGGGCCAACCUGGAGUUAUAUUCUUAGACGACUUAGAUUAUCACAGAGAAUUUGCAAAAUUACAUGAUAUGAUACAAAUAUUGAAAAAUGAAUCUUACAUAGCUGAAGUUAAUUCAUGGGUUGAUACUUUUCAUGGAUAUGUUUUAAAAAAUUACAAUCGUAAUUUAAGAAACACCUCGGUUUCUGAUGAAAACUUUAAAAGAUAUUUAACUAGAUUUUUAUUUAGCCAAGUCGGAGGGCGUUAUCAGAUAAAUUUUAGGUUUAUGGAUCCUCUCAUAUGUGGUCAUCCAAUUCGUAAAAUUACUGCCUCAUCUAUGCCAUUCAGAUUCACUAAAUUUGAAGGUCCUGAACAAUAUAUACCAGCCAUGAACCGUAUCAAGGAGAUUGUUAAGACAACAAAUAUAACUUCAGGGUCUGGUUAUCGCAGUGUAUGGUCUAAAGCUUUUGCAAAUUGGGUUACUGAUGAGAUAAUAGCAGUUGAAGUUGAAAGAAAUAUAGAGUUAGCUUUGUUUUGUGUUAUGAUUUGUACUGUUAUUUUGAUAACAAAUCUUCAAAUGUGUUUAUGGAUAUUUAUUUGUGUUUUAUUGACAAUUGUAAAUGUUUUAGGUUGGAUGCAAAGGUGGGGUAUGACUGUCGACAUUGUAUGUUGCAUUGGUCUCGAACUCGCGAUUGGUCUCUGUGUAGAUUACGCCGCCCACGUUGGCCAUACCUUUUUGACAAUAACGCAGGGCAGUCGUCAUGAAAGGGCGUAUCAAACCGUAACAUCCAUAGGUUCUGCUGUUUUGUUAGGUGGUGGUUCUACAUUAUUAUCAUUAUCGCUUCUCAGUAUGUCAAAAGCCUAUACGUUUCAGUCAUUUUUCAAAAUAUUUUUACUUGUUAUAAUUUUUGGCCUUUUUAAUGGUUUAUGUUUCUUGCCUGUAGUUUUAUCACUCAUUGGCCCACGGGCACAUAAAGUCCACGAUGAAAGCGAUAAAUCGCAAGAGGCAGUAGAAUUAAGUGACAAGACUUAUUAUGAUAAAGUAAAGCAAAAUGAUGAACAUCUA
This is a messenger RNA of Brenthis ino (lesser marbled fritillary), 2823 nucleotides long. The record is from the annotation of a GenBank genome assembly. Lineage: Eukaryota; Metazoa; Arthropoda; Insecta; Lepidoptera; Nymphalidae.